AUGCGCCAGGAUUGGAGUGAGACGGCCCCGCCGGGCGAGCUGCCACCGGCGCCGGGCGAACACCACAGGCUGGCGGCCGCCGGGCGGCAAGUGGACCUGGCCGCCGGGGAGCCGAUCCUCGAAGCGCGGCGCGUGGCCCUUUGCCCGCGUGCUGCCCUGGGGGGGGGGGAGGCGCCCUUUCUCAUGCUGCUGUGGUCCCGGUCCUGGUCCGCGGGCCGAGGCCGGGGGGGGAGGGCGGCUCCCGCGCGGGCCGGCCGACUUCGGGGCGAUGCCGACACGCUGGAAGCCCGGCCGGUGGAGGCGGCCCGGCUGGAGGCGGCUUGCUUGGCCGUGUCGGCCGCGUGCCAGGACGGCCUGGCUGCGAGCCGGGUGCCCCUGGUUCCCUUCGCCGCGCUGGAGGCGGCGCUCCGGGGCGCCCUUGCUGGGCGCGGCCGGCCGUUGCGCAUGGCCGAGCAGGCGUGUGGCGCGCGGCUCGGAGGGCCGCAAGCACGGCUGCCCGCACCGGGGGCUCCCGGAGCCUGGCCGCAUUCCGCUGACCCGGCGCCGACCCUCGACUUGGUGGUCGACGAAGUGGCGCCAAGUCUGGGGGUGGCUGCGCUUCGCGCGGCCAACGGGCCCACCGGGUGCGGCCUAUUCGGCCCCGGGGCCCGAGUCAUCCUGGCGGUGCAGUCGGCGGGCAACAUGUCGCUGGCGGAUGCCCCGGUGGUCGUGGGCCUGGUCCCGCCCGAGGGGGUGGCCAGCGGGGCCGGCCCUCCCCCGAGGCAGCUGCAUGUGGUCGGGGCCAGCCACUGCCCGGAGGCCAGCCUCGAUGUGCCGUUGGCUCCGGUGGGCGGCCCAGCCGCGCGGGUCCUGGCCACCCGGCGGCCGGAGCGGCCUGGCGCAUCGUUCUACGUGUCCGGCGGACAGCGUCGUCUGCUGAUGGGGCCCGGCUCGCGCGGGCACCCGCGGCUGCGUGUGCCGUGCGACGCGCCGCCGGGGCUGGCUGUAAUUUGCCUGGAGACCGACUUGGUGUCUCCGCAGCUGGAUGAGCCCCGCCGGAUGGCCAUGCUGGCUGGGGCGCCACUUCGCGUGGGCAACGACAUUCGCCUGUCCGCGCACAGGCGCCUGGUUCGGGUGGCGCGGCUCGUGGACCGGGACUUCAAUGAUGUCCAGUCCGGCGUGGCGCACGGCGCUCCCGAGGCAACCAUCAUUCAUGUGUGGGCCACGCAGGGCGAGCUGCAAGAGCCCCGGGCGCUGGCGGCCCGGCGGUCGUGCGCCACCCGGCCGGCGGCGGUAUCGCUGGAACUCCUGCCCGGGGAGCCGGGCGGACCUCAGCGCCAUCGGGCCCAUGCGUAUGGCCCCUUGGGCGAUGUUUCCGGCUGCGGGACUGCCGGUGCCCGCGUCGGUGGGGCUGACAUUCGCCCUGGACGCGGGACCUGGCGCCUGGGAGCCCGCCACGGUGUUGGCCACGGUCCGGCGGGUCACUUGGCCCGGCGGGGGGCCCCGGCGGAACGCCCGGUCGGGCGACUGCCCGAUGGGCAGCCGGCCGGCGCGCGUCUCACGGUGGUGCCCCGGAGCAUCGGUCUCUCCGGGGCCCGGCGGUGGCUGCUGGUCGUCACGGCGUCCGGUGGCGACGUCGCCCCCGACCCGGCUCCUCACGGCGACAUGCCGCCGCACCGGGUCACCCUCGGGGCAUGGGACGCCGAGCGCCUGUCCGGCCGGCAUGCCCUGCACUGUGCCACCGCCAGCAUGCCACCGCCCCAGGUGGCUCGGGCCGAGGCGCACCUCUCCUCGGGCUCGAGGGCCUUCGGUGACAUCCGAUACGCCAGCGUCAUGGGAAGCCUGCUGCGGCUGGUGGAUGGCAGGAUCCUGUCCGUGGGCCAGGAAUUCGAUCUCCCGGCCGGGGCCGGGACCCUGCGCGCGCGCAUGUCCCAAAUGCUGGAUGCCCGGUUGCGGCCGCUGCUGUCCGGGGUCCUGUCCAUGCGUCGGCGGGUGGCGUUCCUGUAUUUGAGCGUGCCACAGUGGGAGUUCCGUCUGCUGGGCGUGCCGGCGACGGUGCUGCUGCGGCUGCCGCCUCUGGCCUAUGGCAUCCGGCUGCCGGUGUACGCCGAGCGCGUCCCCCGGACCUUGGGGCGCGAUGACAUCCAAGUGCCGGGGCGGACAGUGCGCCUGCUCCGGGCGCACCUCCUUCAGGGCCACUCACCUGUCUUCCUCAAUGGGCAUUGGCAAAUGACGCCCCACUGUGACCCGGCCUUCGGCCUGCCAGACGACCACCUUCUCUUGGGGUCGGACAUGCGCCCGACCCCCGACAACACCCUGAUCUUGGAGGCGGCGCAGCCGCCGGAGCUGCUGGCCGUCGCCUGCCUCCUGAAGGCAGACCAGGGGCUUGGCCAGGGGCGGCGGUUGGACCCCGGCCAGCUGGAGGCCCAGCUGUACCAGGGCCUUCCCGAGGGGAAUGUCCUCCAGAAGCACCAGUGUAACUCCCGGCUCUUUCUGGCUCGGCAGGGGCGGAUGUGCACCCUGUCCCGGGGGUGGUGCGCCUUUGCCGGGGCUUCCAUGCGUAUGUCUGCUCGGCCGCCGAGGGGGUCACGCUCCUGCACCAUGCGCGGCCGCCGUAUUGCUGGAGGUGGUCCACAUGCGCGUGGAUCGGGGCCGAGGCCGAUGUCCAUCUCCCCGGGCCUGGUGCGGGACCUGCGGGCGGCCUUCAUGGAUGGCAGUGUGGCCUUGCUGGAGCGGCGGGCCGCUGGCGCCGGGUACUGGGCGGUCCUUGUGCCGGAGCUGCUCCUCGAUGCCGAUGGCAUGGCCAUGCCCUGUGGCAUGCUUCGACCGGGGAGGACGCGCCUGUGCGUGCGCAUCCCCCGGGCCCGGAGCCGACUUCGCCGUUGA
Fonticula alba is the source of this 2865-nucleotide messenger RNA. RefSeq lists its product as hypothetical. Bases 1 to 2865 code for a protein of 954 amino acids. The record is from RefSeq and is a predicted model, not a curated record. The transcript has 10 exons. NCBI's taxonomy places the organism in Eukaryota, Rotosphaerida, Fonticulaceae.